UAACUUUAGUUUACAAGACGUAUUACCGCAACAUGGAAAACUCAAAGUACUACAGCCCCCUUCAUGAAGUCUUAUUCUGUUCGGAAUCGCUGUCCGGUUACACAACAUUGGCUGGGGUGGUGGCGUUCGAUGGAUUGUACGUGCUACUGACGAUGCAUAUGAUCGCGAUGCUCAAGUCACUUAACUUGUUCAUCGGAGAAACGACAAACGAAAACUUCACAGAUCUAGAAAAGCAAUUUUUUCUCCAUGAAUGCAUCGAACAUCAUGCUAGAGCCUUGAAGUUUUUAAAUGACAUCAAUCGGAUUUUUUCGCCAAUUUUAAUUCUUCAAGUCUUUACCAGUACGUCCAUUAUCUGCGUAAUUGCAUUUCACGCCAGUGCCAAUGCGAACGAAGGCGACUCGCAAAUCUUGGUGAUGGUGCUGUACUUGAUCGCUGCAUUUUAUCAAUUGUUCCAAUUCUGCUGGUACGGACAAAGAGUCCAGAAUGAGAGCAUACAGUUACCGAAGUCAGUAUACGAUUGUGAUUGGUACAAGUGUUCGAAAAAGUUCAAAACAACGCUGCACAUAUUCUUUCUGGACGUACAGAAGACGGUGGACAUCAGUGCUUAUAAAUUGAUUGUGAUGUCACUGGAGACGUAUCUGUCGAUUAUCAGAACAGCAGCUUCGUAUUUUACAGCACUUCAAACUCUCACAGAAGAAUAAUGUUGGCGAAAAA
Molecule: messenger RNA, 714 nt
Organism: Ochlerotatus camptorhynchus
Lineage: Eukaryota; Metazoa; Arthropoda; Insecta; Diptera; Culicidae
Product: odorant receptor 63a-like
Exons: 5
Coding region: 33-701 (222 amino acids)
Biological process (GO): detection of chemical stimulus involved in sensory perception of smell; sensory perception of smell
Cellular component (GO): plasma membrane
Molecular function (GO): olfactory receptor activity; odorant binding
Source: RefSeq, a predicted model, not a curated record